This is a messenger RNA of Macrosiphum euphorbiae (potato aphid), 708 nucleotides long. NCBI's taxonomy places the organism in Eukaryota, Metazoa, Arthropoda, Insecta, Hemiptera, Aphididae. The record is from the annotation of a GenBank genome assembly.
AUGUUCCACGCGUCCAAAGCGCUGACCGCCCUGUGGCGGUUGACCGGGUUAGGGACGUUCUCGUUGACCGGCUGUCCGCCGCCGCCGUCGUCCCGUCUAUCGGUCGUGUACGCAGUGACCGUUUAUUCGGCGUACGCGUACCUGUGCUCGGUACUGACGUCCGAACGGCUGAACGCGUACAGGCAACACGAGAGCGGCACGUUUCAGAUCCACGUGAUCCGGGACACGAACAUGGGUCUUCUGUUCGUCGCGUCCACGGCGGUUUACUGGAGCGCGGCCGCGUACCGCCGGCAACACGUGCGCGUGUACGCCGAGCAUGCGGCGGUGGUGCACCAGCUGUUCGGCUCCACGGUUCCGGCCGGCCGCCGUGCAGUGGACGCGUGCUAUUGGGUGCUGUACGCUCUGCUGGCCGCCGCCCUGUCACUGGACGUGCGCCGGUACACGGGCCCUAGGCCCUGGACGUUCGGGGCCGUCUACGUUUGGGGCCAUUACGCGCUGCUCACCGGAAACAUGCAGUUCGCCAUUACCGUUUUUGGACUGUGGCAGUGUUAUCGCGAGCUCAACUGUCGGAUGCGAGCCGGAAGCGCGGGCCGUCGCCGCGAUUUCGGCUUGCACGAGUAUGGAACCGCUGACACCACCAAAAUCCAGUGUUCGGACGUCCCGCCGCAGAACAUGAUGUUCAUCAGCGGUAAGAACCCGACCGCAUGA